Messenger RNA from Populus euphratica (Euphrates poplar), 3680 nucleotides. RefSeq names its product dynamin. The record is from RefSeq and is a predicted model, not a curated record. The transcript is spliced from 7 exons. NCBI's taxonomy places the organism in Eukaryota, Viridiplantae, Streptophyta, Magnoliopsida, Malpighiales, Salicaceae. Bases 185 to 1135 code for a protein of 316 amino acids.
UCCUCCAUCCUCUGUCACCUAAUUAUGUUUCCCUUGUAAUAAAAUUGAUAAAGACCAAAGGGUUUUAUUUUACCAGAGGACACAGAUUAUAGAGAGACAGAAAAACAUAAUUCCUUGCUUUGGAGGAGAGAAAGGUAUGCAUAUAGAGGUUUUUUAAAAGAAAGAGAGAGGCUUGUUGAAGAAAAUGGAGAAUAGUAGUGGUGGCAGCAGCGAUUACAGUAACAGUAGGAUUGUAGUGACAAAUGAGAAAAAGCCUAUGCAAGGAAUCAAAAUAGAGAAUCCCUUUACUUUCAAAGUACUUCAAGUAUUUACUGGCUUUGGUUUUGGCUGUGGUAUUGGUAUUGGUCAAGGCAUGCCUAUAAAUAUGGGUGCAUUGCCAAUGGUGGGCCAAGUAAUGAGUGCAACUAGAGGCGCAACUGAUGCCUUUUCUGGAAUUACCAGUCAUGUAAAUACUGCACUUUGGAAGCUGGGAGCUAAGAACAUUCAAGCAGGCAUUGGAUGUGGAGUUGGGUUCGGCCAUGGCUUUGGAAUUGGUCUUGCAGUGAAACCUGGGGCAGUGCAGAAGAUGCAAGCUUGUUUUCUACAAGUAUUGAUGAAGAUGAUGACAAAACUUGGAAUAGCACCCAAUUUAUCAAUUGGUCUAGGUGCCCUUCCAAUGUCUUUGCAAAGUGGCGGGAGCAUGUUGACUGAAUCUUCAAUCCAAAACCCAUUGGGAAAUAUUACACAGUUAGCAAGAAAACUCCCAGAUCAAACAUCUCAAAGUUUGUAUGGAUAUGGAAAUGUUAGUUCACAUUCAACUUCUGAAAGUGCCACUUCAAAAGGCAGUGAUACUUCCUUUGGUAGCCGAACAGAGAAGGUGAUUAGCAGUUUUCUCCAAAAUCCUAUUCUGGAAGAAGAUGGCACUGACUUAAAUGAAUUGGCUGGACGUUUGCGGUCAGAAAACAACAUGCUUCAAAUGGUGUUGAGACACCAGCAAAUCAUUGAAGAGUUAAUGGAGGAGAAUCAAAAGCUUCGCCAGAUACUUGUGGAAGACCUAAAAAUACCACCCAACAAGCUCCAGGCCAGUCACUCAACUAUAAAUAAAUCUCCAUGCACUGAUUGUUUUGAGUGCCGAAGAAGACAGAGGAAAAAGUAGAUAAAGAUGACUAAAUUUCUCAUAUUCUUGAUCGUUAAGAUCUCGAAGAAUGCCCCUUUUGAGCUAUUUGGAUGUUUUGCCCCAGAUUCAAAUGCAAUUUUGAAGGACCAUUCUCAGGAGGCAUCAAUUCUAUACAAAGAUGGGAUAUGAGAUUAUAUAGGUAGAUGCAGGUAUUGUUGCAAAUAAUUGAUUAAAGUUCAUCUAUCCAAAGGCUUGAAGAGUUUCUGAGCCAGAAGGUAAUCUAACCAUUCAUUGACCUACAUUUACUUUUUCAACUCUCUACAUAUAUUCGUUAAGCUUCAACCUUUUUAAAAACGAUUCGUUUUUGGUCAAGGGACCGAAAUUUUCAUUUUUAAUAAUGCGUGUCUUUGCUGUUAAAUCUAACUUGUAUGACUUUUGGUUUUGGUCUAUAUCUGCACCUAGAGACCUUGUUGUUUUGAUUACUGCAAGUGGUAGGGCACGUUUUGCAUCUUUUUCCCUGAACAAAUGAAUGCUAUGAAUAUACCAAAAAACUAGAAAAAGGGAAAAAGCAAGAAGAAUAAAUAUCUCUAAGCUUUUGGCUGCGAAACAGUUUUACAGGCUGUAAUUGGGAGUCAGUAACUAUAGGACAGCAAAAGCAGGUGCAGCUGCCAAACCGGAUUGAAAAUAUCUAACCCAACUCAUUUUAAGAAACAUGCCAAGACCAAGAAAGAGUUAAUUGAGGUUAAAAAAAAAUUCUAACCAGGUUAUUUUGCAAUUGGAAAUGCUCUGUAUAGUUGGUGGCGUGCUGAUUAAUGACAGAAAAAGAUGGUGAUGAGGUAUAUUCAGGUCAUUAUACUAAAAUGGAUUCUGUGACCUGGACAUGCCAUGUUAGCACGAGUUGCGACAUGUUUCGGUGUUUGUAUUUCUACAAACUAGCCCGGGAACAUCUUCAUUCACCACGUCUAAAUGUAGGGUUAAGUUGUGCAGGACAAAAAUGAUAGCUGCAAUAGAGAACUUUUCUUUUUCUAGUGUUUGCAGUAAAAAGAUUUAGUGUUCAUUUACUAGUCUCAAGAAAAUGACAUGAAAAUGGCGUUGUUUUGUGUGGUGAAGUAAGAUGAAGUAUCAUAGGCCUCAGUGUGUGGACUCAGAACUUAACUGUCAAUAGUUACUAGCCAGUUGACCUGAAUCAGUUAAGUUUGUGGGUUUUGACUUUUAGGUAGAGUUUUCUCAAAGAAUGCAUGCUUUGGCAUCAUACCUUUGGUGGAUAAAAAGGUGAAGAAAGGCCUUUAUGACGCUUACAUAAGUAGUCCUUUGAAGUGGAAUCCAAGGCUUUUUUUGUGAUUUUUUUAUGUGAAACAGUGCCUUCUGAGUAUGUGGCAUGAGAUUCCAGUUUCUCCUUACAAACUGAAUUUGUUCUCUGUUCCCUACAUAUAUAUAUAGUGGAACGAAUAAUAAUAGCAUCAGAGGUCACUAUGUAGAAGUGGUAAUGAAGUUCUGAAUCGUGACUAAUUACUCCAUUUGUUUGUCAAAUUUAUCAAACAACGUGAUUAGUUAGUGUUGUAUCUACUUUCAUUAAGUGAGAGGAAGGAUCGUGGGUGUCUUUGAGAUGGGAACAGCAUGAUACAAAAGGAAUAUUGAAACACAGGGAGUGAAGUGAAUGGUGGUGCCUUGAUCUAGUAAUAUGCCCUGCUGUGUUCUGGGACGGUUUUGAUUGGUGCCGCAGUUUAAUGACAUAGUUUGGUGUUAUUCGAUUUCAGUGUGUGUAUAAUAAUCUCGCAAGCAUUCUGAUUUGUAUCAAGACUAGUUUUUGAGGUUCAGAAUGUUCAAGCACUGAAAAAUGUCCCCUCCCCCCCCCUCUCCACACAUCUUUAUCUUUGUGGAAGCGGUGGCUAACACAACAUGUGAAGGUCACUUUCUUACACGUUCAUUUGUUUCACAGCCCCACCACGCCAGCCAUCCUCGUCUAAUGCUUCCAUCACUAUUCCAAUAGCCCAUACUUGAAAGAAAAGUCUGUAGGAUAUCUCCCCAUUUCCAAAAGCUCUUCACGUCCACAUAAAUUCUACCUCAACAGCUAGCACCUUAACCUUUUCCUCUCCACUCCUUCCCCACCACCUCCAGCCACACUUGUUCUUCGCUAGCAUCCAUCCACUCGCAUCAAGCACCCACCUAACUUUUUCUACUUUACCGUCAGUUGUAAAGCAAGUUUAGUGUCAUAAUCAGGCUCGGUUGACAAGUAAAAUAGGAUUAAAAUUUAUGCUAUAAAUGAUCACUUAACAAUGGCUCUCCACUGCUUUACAUUGAUCAGAAGAGUAUCUUUUCUUGCUUGCUAGAGUAACUACACAUGAAUUCUGGCUUUCAGAAUCAAACCAAUCUCCUUUAUAGUUCAGAUAUCAAGAAGUUUGAAGUCUUGCAAGUAAAAUAUCAAUGCCAAGCAUGAGAGGAAACGGGCAAGCAUAAUACGAAGACGAUCAAGAAUAAGAUCUUUAUUCAGCUGAAGCCAAAAUGCUUCUACACAAGAGCUGCAGCACAAUUAAUUAAAUAUCUAAAACAUUCAAAAACAAAUGCAGCUCAUCGAAGAAUCAUC